GUGGAGGGCAUCAAGAGCAUUGACUCACUGUCUCAUACUGUCUCAUUUUGCCAGCCGAUAUCUGUUUCUACGACCUAAAUACAAAAAUAUAUAUCGCACACGACAGCGGGUACGAAAAGCAUGCGUCGGAUCCACGUCGUUGCACUCGUCGCCCUCUCGUCGUCCGGGACGGAGAGCUUUGUGCUGCUGGCUGGCCGCGGCGCCCGGUGGUCGACCCGUCCCGCCACCGCCACGACGCUCUCGUCCGAGGAGCGUUUCGCGGAGGAACUGCAAGGGCUCCCCUCCGCCGUGGAUCAGCUGCGCGCGAUCGACGCGAACGGCGACGGGCUGGGCACGACCGCGCCGUUCGCCGUCGUGCUCGCGACGGCCGCGGCGUCGGACGCGCCGGCGGCGGCGGUGGCCGCGCUCGUGGGCCACGUCGCGCGGCCGUGUCCACCGCGCCGGGCUCUUCGUGCCCACUCGUUCGAUCGCGCAGGUCAUGGCCCGCGUCAAGCGGGCCGGCGUGGCUGUCGACGACGCUUUGCGCGCGGCCGCGUCCAGGGAGCCGGCGGCCCCCCUUUCUUCUCAAUCGUGCGAUCACCCAGGCUCACCGCGCUGGCGCCCGCUCUCCUUCGCGCGCGCAAGGAUGCGGAAUGCCUCGCGGCCGUCGGGGCCCUUUCCGCGAGAACGGCGUCCGACGUCCGUUGUGGCGUCGCCGCAGCCGCGCGGAGCCGCGACGACGCGCAGCUCCGCGCGUACGUGGCCGAGGCGGCGGCCGACGAGGACACGCUCAAGACGCUGGACGACGCCUCCUUGAAGGCGGCGAUGCGGGGUCUCGCGAAGAAAGGCGACCACCGCACGGCCUACUCGCUACUCGACGCGCUCCCCGCGGAGCGGAGGAGCCCGCUGCUCUACCAUGGGGCCAUCACGGCCUGCGGGCGGUCGCGGCCGAUCAAGGGUCGCACGGCGAUGCUUCUUUGGAGGCGCAUGAAGGAGGAAAACGUGACCGUGCCGCGCGCGACGUACAACGCCUUGCUCCACGCGGCGCAGGGCUCGCUGACGGAAAACGCCACUUCUGCGCUGCUAGCGGCGAUGGAUCGCGACGGCGUCGCUCUCAACGUCGUGUCCUACGCAGUGCACGAAUCAAAUUUCGCGGCGCCCGCGCCGUCGACGCGAUGCCUGCUCGAUGGCGUGGCGGCGCGGGUCUCGCACCGCCCGGCUGGGCGCCCCCGACGCGCUGGUUGAUUUGCGCACAGGUCCUACAACGUGGCCCUCAACUCGCUCGCGAAGCAGGGGCGGUUUUCCGAAGUGCUCAGUCUCCUCGAAGCGAUGGAAUCUGCCUCCAUCAAGCCGACCGAGGUGACGUUCGGGACCGCGAUCAACGGCGCGGCGCGCGCGAACAACUCGGCCGCGGCCGUCGCGCUGCUGGGGGCGCAGACGUCCGUGGGACUGCCCCUGGGCGACCCGGCGUUCGCGUCCGCGUUGGAGGCGUGCCUCAACGACCCGGACACGGCGGCUGGGGCCUCGCGGGCGGCCGAGGUUCUCGACGCGCUCGCCGCGGCGGACGUGAGCCUCAAGCGGCGCGAGCGCGUCGAGGAACUUGCGCGCGCCGCCAUCUCGCGCAACCGCGCCGCCGUGGACGACGACCGCCUGAAGCGCGACGAGGACAUCCUCGGUAUGGUCCUGCAGAAUCGCCGCGUCGAGGUCUAGGAUGAUGAUAUAUAAGUUAAGUGACUUUUUACACCACUA
This is a messenger RNA of Pelagomonas calceolata, 1728 nucleotides long. NCBI's taxonomy places the organism in Eukaryota, Pelagophyceae, Pelagomonadales, Pelagomonadaceae. The record is from the annotation of a GenBank genome assembly.